Messenger RNA from Anguilla rostrata (American eel), 1973 nucleotides. RefSeq names its product ring finger protein 115b (gene rnf115b). Lineage: Eukaryota; Metazoa; Chordata; Actinopteri; Anguilliformes; Anguillidae. The transcript is spliced from 9 exons. Gene Ontology annotation, cellular component: cytoplasm. Gene Ontology annotation, molecular function: ubiquitin protein ligase activity. Bases 79 to 999 code for a protein of 306 amino acids. The record is from RefSeq and is a predicted model, not a curated record. Gene Ontology annotation, biological process: protein ubiquitination.
CAUGCGUGUAAUUCAGCUGCGCACCGCCUCCUUCCGUGAGCAGAGGGGGAGGGGGCGACGUCAGUGUUUGUGUGGAAGAUGGCGGAGGCUGCGGCGGUUCCACAGCAUCGCUUCUUCUGUCACUGUUGUAAAGGUGAAGUCAACCCUAAACUCCCGGAGUACAUUUGCCCCAGAUGCGAGUCGGGGUUCAUUGAGGAAGUGACAGAGGAUUCCAGUCUGCUGGAGGGUGGAGCCGCGGGGAUUAACGAUGACGUAGCCACACAGUUCGCCGAGCUCUGGCACCUGCUGUUCGUGGAGCGCUCGCCGCCCUUCGCCGCCGACCCGGACGGCCUGGACUCGGACCCCCGGGUCUCCGGGGGCGGGACGGCGGGGGGGGGCCCCGUCGGGGGCGGCUCGGGGGGACUCCAGGGGUCCCCGCUCGGCGGGGCGGAGCACUGGGGGCCGGGACGCCCCCCUCGCCUCCACAGCCAGAGGAGGUACCGGUCCCGGGGCACCAGCCGACCCGACCGGUCGCCUGCAGUGGAAGGGAUAGUACAGCAGUUUUUGGCUGGUCUGUUCGCCAACUCUGGAGGACCUGGGUCGCCCCCGUUGUCAUGGACGGGCAUGCUGCACUCGAACCCGGGGGACUACGCCUGGGGCCAGGGGGGCCUGGACGCGGUCAUCACGCAGCUGUUGGGCCAGUUUGAGAACACGGGCCCGCCGCCAGCAGAGAAGGAGAAGAUCUCCUCCCUCCCCACAGUCAUCGUUUCUCAGGAACAGGCCGACUCGAGUAUGGAGUGUCCGGUGUGUAAGGAGGAUUACUCGGUGGGAGAGCCCGUCCGGCAGCUUCCCUGUAACCAUUUUUUCCACAGCGGCUGCAUAGUGCCCUGGCUAGAAAUGCACGACACGUGUCCCGUGUGCAGAAAGAGCCUGAGCGGGGAGGACCACAGCGGCCAGCUUCCCCCAGAGCCCGCCUCCCACAGCACUGAGCCCCGCCCACAGGAGAGGUGGUCCUUCUGAGAGAGCCGCCCCUUCGUCCCUCCGCCUCCGCCUCCUUUCUAUCUCGCUCUGCGGACACUGGAGAGAGACUGUUUCCAUCUCCCCCCCGCUCCUCCACACCUCCGUUCAUCCCCCUCUUCCGGCUGCUGUCGUCUGUGUGCGCACUCUCUCUCUCUCUCUCUCUCUCUCUCUCUCCCCCUCCCGCGGUCCUCUCCGCCUCAAGCGGCCGCCGCGUCCGACCCCCCCCCCGCGCCCCUCCUCGUCUGAAACCCGAACCCCGCGUGGACUUCCGGAGGCUUCCGGAACCUUCCGCGGCGGUCCGUCGAGCCGGUUUCUCCUCUCCCCCUCUCGCGCGGUCCCAAACGCACCGGGGAGCGCUUUGGGCGAAUGCGCGCGCCGUUGCGGGGUCCCCCUCCCCAUCUCUUUUUCUCUCCUCCUUUUCUACAUCCCCCUCUCUUUCCGCGCGCACGCGGCAGCCUCGCCGUCCUCUCAUCCCUCCAUCCUUUCAUCCCUUUGUCGUCUGAAGCAGGGGGUCUUGCUCACCCUAUACCUCCCCCUGUCUUUACACUUGCCCCCCCCCACCCCCCCUCACAUAUGGCUAUCCUGCUGUCUUGUAUAUAUUAUACAACAGCAGGUCCUUAUUUCUUUGGUGAACAUUUCGUUUUUUUUUUUUUUGUUUGUUUGUUUUUUGUUUUUUGUUUUUUUUCGCUUUCUUUUCAUCUCAAUCACUCUAUUUUUUUAAUGUAAAUAGUUUUAGUCCAACAACUGGUUAAUACGAAGCCCGUCGAGGAAUAUCAAUGAGGGACCCUCAGAAACGUUAUGAGGCCUGCGUGUGUGUGUAUAUGUACGUGUACGUAUAUAGAGGCACUUAUAUAUGUACAUGUAUGUAUAUAUGCCUAUAUGUCUGUGUAUAUAUGUGUAUGAAUAUGCAUAUAUAUGUAUGACAAAGAAUUAAAUCGAGACAAAAGGAAUAAAAAAUGAUAACGCAUUGAUAA